AUCGAAAAUCAGAAAAAAGCAAAACGAGCUGAUUUACAAGGUAUUCGAGGUUUGGCCAUUUUAGCAGUUCUUGGUUUUCAUUUUUAUCCCAAACAGUUUCCAAAUGGAUAUCUAGGAGUCGAUCAAUUCUUUGUCCUUUCGGGUUUUCUAAUGUGUAUGCUUCUCACGAAAUCUCAAAAACUAACCACAUUCUCAUUUUUCACUCAAUUCUACCUUCGCCGUUUCAAACGAAUACUACCCUUAUAUUUUCUGAUAAUUAUGUGCGCGGUCUUUGCUCUCUACACAUUUUUUCCGAUAUCUGCAAUAUUCCAAAAUCAAAUAUCUGCAGGAAAAGCAUUGAUAUUCGUAUCUAACAGACCACAUACGGAAGAUGAGGAUUAUUUUGAGAAACUUUCAAUGGCAAUGGAUUUAUUCACCCACACCUGGUCUCUAUCUGUCGAGAUUCAAUUCUAUUUUAUUGUUCCAUUUAUUUUCUUAAUUGGUUUACAACUCAAAGGAACAUACAGACACGUUUAUUAUUCACUCAUAGCAAUUCUUUCAUUCAUCUUCCACAUCUCAUCUCCACAAUCAGUCUCAUUUAACAGUGUUUUUGCAAGAAUAUGGCAGUUUUUAAUUGGGAUGAUGGCAUAUUUUGCAUCGGAUCGGCAGAGCAUAUUAGUAGAAAAUAUGGAGAGUGUUGAAGCAAAAGAAAUUGUUAUUAUCGAUAACCGGAAAGAUAAUAAAUUUCUCUAUGAGGCGUUGGAGAAUGAAUCUAAACAAUUAUUGGAGGAUAUCGAAGUUUUGAGAAGACCUGAAGGAUCGAAAAUACCUAUUUUUGUAAAGUAUACAGUUCUAAUUAUAUCAAUUUUGAUUAUGCUGAUUCCGAAAGAAAUUACUCCACUUCCAGCUAGAUUAUUAAUCACUAUUUUCACUGGCUUCCUGAUUGUACUAGAUGUGGAAGACGUGGUUUUAAACUCUCGAUUUCUAAUCUUCUUUGGUGACAUAUCCUAUGCUCUCUAUCUGAUUCAUUAUCCAAUUUAUGCUUAUAUCGAGCUGACUUAUCCGGAAAUCAUGUGGGUUGUUCCAGCAUCACUUACCGCAUCGAUUCUUCUGGCAAUCCUUGUGAACAAGACUUACGAGAGAUGGUACUUGAAGCAAUCAAACACAAUUAUCAGCAUUUUAACUGUAUGCUUGUUUGUGUUCAAUGCCAUAUAUAUAAACAAAGAUGAAAUUCAAUUAUGGAAUCCAAAUAUGACAUUUGGUAUGUCAAAUUCAAAAAACAAAAGUAUUCAAAACGACGUUUCAGACGACGCUGAACGUCUGAAUGCCUACUGGAACUAUCGUGAUAAUAGGACUCCAGAAUUACAAGAAAUCGGAGGUUACAAGAGAAAAUCCAGACUUGGAUGUGAUUUUGAAGAGAAUCGGCAUGGAUUCAAAAUAGCGAUAUUGGGGAACAGCUACGCCACGACGCAUCAUAAAAUGAUUAUUCAAGAGUGUAGGCAUCGGGCAAGUACUAUUUCAAUGGCUGAUGUUGUAGGUGGAAAACCUGUUGAUAAUGGAAUGCACUCGACAGAUUGGUCAAAGCAGUGUGCUGGUCGGUUGGAACAAUUCGUGGAGUUUAUCAAUGAGACGCAGCCGGAUUAUGCGUUUAUGAUUACCAGAUGGUUCGCUGUAGCAGAACCUUAUGACAACGGACCGGAAAACUUGAAUAAUGACACAAUCUACUUGGAAAUGAAAAGCCAAUUGAAGAAAAUGCUUUCGAAUAUCAAAAAGAAGCUUUUCAUUUUGGAUUCGUUCCCAAGAGUUAGGUGGCAAGGAAUCGAAAGAAUUGCCAAGGAAAUGAAGGAAGGAAAAAAGACAAUGGAAGAAAUUAAUGUGUCGUUGUACGAACCAAAACAAUUCGAGUUUGGACGUCAUCGUCAUGCUGAAUUGGUGAAGAAUGAAUGUGGAUCAAAGUGUGAAUUGAUUGACUAUAUGGACGCGUUUUGGAACAAAACAAUGAAUGCGUUCCAAUACUUUGAUUCAAAAGGAUUCUCGUAUUUCACAACUACUAUUCACAUGUCUGCUCAUGGAAUUGAACAUGUUCGACCCAUUUAUACAAAGAUUUGUGCCCGGUUAUAA
Messenger RNA from Caenorhabditis briggsae, 2100 nucleotides. Gene Ontology annotation, cellular component: membrane. Gene Ontology annotation, molecular function: acyltransferase activity, transferring groups other than amino-acyl groups. The annotation marks the transcript as partial. Gene Ontology annotation, biological process: polysaccharide biosynthetic process. The transcript is spliced from 9 exons. The record is from RefSeq and is a predicted model, not a curated record. Lineage: Eukaryota; Metazoa; Nematoda; Chromadorea; Rhabditida; Rhabditidae.